Penicillium crustosum is the source of this 1752-nucleotide messenger RNA. RefSeq lists its product as uncharacterized. NCBI's taxonomy places the organism in Eukaryota, Fungi, Ascomycota, Eurotiomycetes, Eurotiales, Aspergillaceae. The transcript has 7 exons. The record is from RefSeq and is a predicted model, not a curated record. Bases 1 to 1752 code for a protein of 583 amino acids.
AUGGAAGGCUCCGCCUGGAUCGCUUUCGUCGUCUCACCAUCUAAGCAGUUUUUCAACCAGUUCAUUGAGAAAAACCCACCCCGAGCACACUUUUUCAACUAUGUUUCUCGUCAUGGCAAUACAGUGGUGCCUCUUCACUAUACCUCGUCAACAUCAGCCACACGGAAUGCUAGCAGCUCUGCCUCUAUUGCAUCUCCAUCGUCAACCACACGGGAUGCUAGUAGCUCAUCAGCAGCUACACAAUAUGCUAGCACCUCUAGCUCCAUUGCACUCGCAUCAUCAACCACAACCAGCAGCUCCAGCUCCAGCUCCAUCGCUGUGCCGUUCCUCCCCACUACUACUUCAGCGACUUCUCAAUAUUAUUUGAGUUCUUCUACGCAGACCACUAGUUCAUCUGCAGCUGCUGCAAUCAUCACGGCAACCUCUAUCGCAGUGGCUGCCAUUCCCAUUCCCACCUCGGACUCCGCCAAAGCCACCGUCACCAAUCCAUCAAAUCCUGCAGAGAGUGUGACUUUCGUUAAGGAGCAAGUUUCCAAUGAUAUCCUUGCUGGAUUGCCAAUUAUUCCUGCUACAGGUCUGGCUGCUAUCGUAAUGGUUGGCAGUGUUGCCACACCCAUCAUGAUUGAUGCUGCUGGCAUGAUGGUUAUACCUCUUGGCUCCGUGCCUUCGUGGUUGACUCCCGGAAUGUACCCGGCAUCUGAUAAUAUCCAGGAUUUAGUGGAUGCUACCACAUUCUCCUCCUCUUCCUCUUCCUCCUCAAGUACGACGAGGUCCACGGUGGUAGAGACCAUUUCCCUUUCCACUCUUUCCAUUACGGCUACAUCAGAUGUCGCUGAAUUUACAGCUAUCCAAAACUUCCCGCUAACUACCGGCUCCGGUCCAGCAUGGAGUAGCACUCCGUCAGCGCAUGCCUCCAGUUAUAUUACUUCAAGCCAGCCAGUGAGGUCUUCUAGCUCUGUUGCUUCAGGCCAGACUGAUUCUUUGAGUCAACCCGUUGCUUCAAGCCAGCCAGUACAACCUUCUAGCUCUGUUACUCCAAGUCAAACCGCCACUUCGAGUCAAACAGUGCGGCCUUCUAGCUCUGUUGCUUCAAGUCAAACCAUCGCUUCAGGCCAGCCAGCGCGAUCUUCCAGCUCUCUCUUUUCAAGCAGCACCCAGUCAUCGUCUGUGCAGCUGCCGUCAUCAACUUCUGAAAUACAGUCCACUACUCUCCUCACCACAAGCUCAGCAACCACCACAAGCUCAGCAGCUCCUACGCCUGAGAUAUCCAUUAACACGGUGGCCCCUAGAGGGAAUGGAACUACUAUUAACAAUGAUGUCGGCUGUAUCUCUGUGAAUGGACAGGUCCUAUGCCACGGCUGGACUCAGACCGCCAUACGCUCCGAUUCAGAUACCACUACAGUGAAGAUAUAUGCCCAAAUUGAUGGCAGCAGUUCCACCCACGAGAAUAUCCAACCUGGUUACAAUAUCAUCGACAAUCAAUGUUGCAGUCAGUCAACAACCGAGACUGUCCCGAACCCAUACGCGCCCAUCUGCAAGAGACAGUACAAAGGUGUAGCGGAUUGGUUUGAUAUCUGGAGCGAUGGCUGGAUCACUGACGAUGGAUCCACCCUUCACGAGGCCCUCAAGAGUUGUGGUAUCGUCACUAUGUGGAAUCCCACCCCGAUUCGUGAUACGGACAACUACAUGAUACAGUUUGCUCUACCAUUACAGGCGGUGAUCUAUGCCAUGUCAGGCUUUCUUAUUCUCUAG